This is a messenger RNA of Fusarium mangiferae, 864 nucleotides long. RefSeq lists its product as uncharacterized. NCBI's taxonomy places the organism in Eukaryota, Fungi, Ascomycota, Sordariomycetes, Hypocreales, Nectriaceae. The transcript has 2 exons. The coding region runs from base 1 to 864 and encodes 287 amino acids. The record is from RefSeq and is a predicted model, not a curated record.
AUGCCUGACCCUGUCAGUAUUACCGCGUCCAUCUUGGGCAUCGUUCAGGGUGUAGCCUUCCUUUCGACUACUAUAGAAAAUAUCAGAAGCGCGCCCGAGUCCAUCAAAAACAUUCAACGCCAGCUCCAACAUCUCAAACCAAUCCUGAGCCAGCUCGAGUGUGCCGUGGAUCAAAAGCAGAUUGACACUGAGCACUUGGGCUCCGAACUCAAAUCGGCUCUUGACAACUGCGAACACGCAUGUACUGAGUUCAGCACAUCACUUGGCCACUGGACAAGACACUCCAGCGACGACGAAACGUCUGUUGUGGAUUAUACAAAGAUUGGCCUUUUGCGCCAAGGUCGCAUACGAUUGAUGAAAGAUCAGCUGGAUCAGUGUAUCAAGAUACUUAACGUCAGUCUGGUGACCAACAACGCUCUCCAAAUGAGUCGACAAGAAGGCAUGAUCAAAGAACUUCGUGAUCAUAAACUAUCGACACUUGAAGCUUCUCUUAAGAGAAAGAUCGAUGAAGUCAAAAAGGACCAAAUGAAGAUCGUAAAGUACGAGGCAGAGGCAUCAGGGUCCAGUGAGACAAACGACAAAGAAUUGUUUACCUCCGAGAUACAGCGGCACAGAGAUAUGGUUCAAAUAUCUGAGAAAGUCUGCAAAAAGGCACUUAAUGCUGUCACCAUUGAACGGGUACAGCAAAACAUUUCUGACAUAUGUGCUACAGAAGAGAGCACUGCCCUGGCAGGCAAGUUCAACGUGGAUAGGUCUGAUACAACAGGACAGGAUAUCACAAAAGUCCACGCUAAACAUCGUAGCUUUGCAGUAGCGGGAAUGGCAAACAACUUUGACUUUGCGUCGUUUGUUAGAGGAAGAUGA